Molecule: messenger RNA, 1758 nt
Organism: Pseudozyma hubeiensis SY62
Lineage: Eukaryota; Fungi; Basidiomycota; Ustilaginomycetes; Ustilaginales; Ustilaginaceae
Product: pyruvate decarboxylase
Exons: 1
Coding region: 1-1758 (585 amino acids)
Molecular function (GO): carboxy-lyase activity; thiamine pyrophosphate binding; magnesium ion binding
Source: RefSeq, a predicted model, not a curated record
AUGUCGAACGAUAGCUCGGACAUCAAAAUCGGUAACUACCUGCUGGAGCGACUUGUCCAACUGGACUCGCUCAGCGUCCAGGGAGUGCCCGGAGACUUCAACAUGGGCCUGCUCGAUCUGAUCGAAGACCAUCCUUCGCUCACCUGGAUCGGCAACUCGAACGAGCUCAACGCAGCCUACGCAGCUGACGGCUACGCUCGCAUCAAACACACCAUCGCCGCCGUCGUCACCACGUUUGGUGUCGGAGAACUGAGCGCGCUCAACGGUAUCGCCGGAAGCUUUUCCGAGCGUCUUCCCGUGAUCCACGUCGUCGGUGUUCCCUCCACUGCUGCCCAGGGCUCGCAUUCACUGCUGCACCACACCUUGGGCGAUGGGAGGUUCUCGGCGUUCGAGAACAUGUCGAAGGAGAUUUCAGCGGACAGUGCGAUCCUCAAACACAAGGAAGGUGCGGGCGAAGCCAUCGAUCGGAUUCUGGUCAAGGCCAUGAAAGCUGCCAGGCCCGUCUACCUCGCACUCCCCACCGACCUCGUCCACGCCACUAUCCCUUCGGCUGCGCUCAAGACUCCUCUGAACUACGACGCGGAAGAGAACGACCCUGACGCGGAAAAGUAUGUUCUCGGCGUAGCCGAACAACACAUCUCUUCGGCCUCAUCGGCAGUCAUCCUCGUCGACGCAUGUGCAGCCCGUCACGGCUGCAUCGACGAAACUAACGAACUCGUCAACAAGUCGGGCCUUCCCGUGUUCGCUACACCCAUGGGUAAAACGAUCGUUGACGAGGACCACCCACAGUACGGCGGGAUCUACGUCGGAAGCCUUACCAGCGACUUGGUCAAGGAAGUGGUUGAAGGCGCGGACGUCCUGAUCACCAUCGGAAGCCUGAAGUCGGACUUCAACACGGGAAACUUUAGCUACCGAACGCCCAAAUCGAGCACCAUCGAGCUGCAUUCCGACUACACCAAGAUCGGUUACUCUCACUACCCGGACAUCGGCAUGAAGAGACUUCUUCCGAAGCUCUCUGCACUUCUCGAAGCGAACGGCAACAAACGACGAGAGGAGACCAAGAAGAUCGUCCCCAAGUUCGAAAACGUUCUUCCCAAAGACUCGUCCUCCACCAUCACCCAGGAAUGGUUCUGGCCUCGUUUGGGUCAGUUCUUCGCACCCAACGAUCAGAUCAUCGUCGAAACGGGAACCUCCUCGUUCGGGAUGCUGGAGGCUAAGCUUCCGCGCUCCUCCAAAUGGGUCUCGCAAGUCCUCUGGGGAUCCAUCGGGUGGUCCGUCGGAGCUGCCCUUGGCGUAGCUCUCGGUGCUCGCGAAUCCAAGUUCGGUCGAACCCACCUGUUCGUCGGAGACGGAUCGCUGCAACUCACAGCUCAAGAGAUCGGCACCAUGAUGAAACACUCGCUCUGCCCUUACCUCUUCAUCCUGAACAACGACGGCUACGAGAUCGAACGUCAGAUCCACGGUCCGCAGCGUAGCUACAACGACAUCCCACCGUGGGAUCUCAGCAAGGCGUUGGACUUUAUGGGCAACGACAAGGCCAACAAGGAUGCGGAGAGUCACAAGAAGGAUAGCAAGUUGAGCAGGAAGCAGUACGUCAGGGUCGAGACCAAGGAGGAGCUGGAUGCGUUGUUGAAGAGCGAGGAGUUUGGGAAGGCGGACAGGAUCAGGUUGAUCGAGGUGGUGAUGAAGAGGGGUGAUGCGCCGAAGGCGUUGAAGCGGCAGGCGGAGGCAACGGGCCAGGCGAACAAGUACGAGUGA